Molecule: messenger RNA, 1134 nt
Organism: Salpingoeca rosetta
Lineage: Eukaryota; Choanoflagellata; Craspedida; Salpingoecidae
Exons: 5
Coding region: 122-733 (203 amino acids)
Source: RefSeq, a predicted model, not a curated record
CGCUGUCCUCCAUUGCACAAACCUGUCACUGCCACUGGCUGCUUCCUUGCUUCUGCGGACGUGCAUUUCCCUAUUUCCUCGCUCCUGACUCGACCUUACUUCACCCAUACGACCUUCGACAAUGCUGCACCCGCUCUCGUUCCUCGGUUGUGAGUGCGACCUGGUGACGGUUGCCUUGGUCGUGGUGCUCGUCGUCGUCCUCCUCCUCGCCUACAUGGGUGUCUUUCAGGCUGUGCGAUUUGUGCCUGCAAGCAUUCCCAAGUGCCAGAUUGCCGGCUUUACGCACAUUGGCCCGUACCAGAACAUUGGCUCCGUGUUUGAGAAGGUGGAGAAGAUCCAGAAGGAGCUCAAGCUUGAACACUCGUUCUUCUGUGGUCUGUACCAUGAUGACCCAAGCGUGACGGCCAAGGACAAGCUGCGCGCGUUUGCUGGCAUGGCCUUUGAGAAGCCCCUCGACGAGGAGACACUGACUACCCUGAAGGAGAAGGGCAUGCGUGUGCGCCAUGAAACCGACGAGAUUCCAUGCUACACCACAUACUUCCCGUUCCGCAACGUGCUCAGCUACAUGUUGGGUCCAAUGCUGGUGUACCCACGCAUCAACAAGAAGUCUUGCCCCGGCAUGGACUGCUCCUGUGAAGAGGAGGGCGGCAUUAUGGAGAUUUACCACGAUGACUUCAUCCAGUUCAUGAUUCCUCGCGUUGGCGGCAAGCUCUUCCCUCUCAAGGACCUGUGAUGGGCGCGAUGCCGAGACAGCGGUUGCCACGGGCUUGAUCACACCACACAAUUGCCCGCGCCGAUCAGAUGUGGUUGUUUGGUGCUGAUGUUGUUGUUGCUACUGCUGCUCUUGUCAGUCACAGCGUCACUUUCACCACAACCUGCUUCACGUUCCGUUCCGUGGUCCAUGCCGAACGUUUACUGUUGUUGUUACACAUCCCACAACCAUUGCUACUGCCUCCCCCCCCCCCUUCUCCGUGCACCACCAACACGUCAACCGAAUACAACAAGGCAGCCCAAACAGUAUGCACGCAAGUUGGCAAUUCCAGCACAUCAACAGUCAGCAACAGUCAACAAGACACGGCUAUGAACACUUUAAGCAUGAAACACGUGAAACACACAUUAGAAAUCAGAAUAAGA